CACGCAUCCUUGUUUCGUGUGACUCAUUUCACACGUAUUCUCUCUCUCUCUCUCUCACAAACCCAAAAUCCUUCUUCCUCGCUAACCAUCCUUGUUUCUGUAUCUCUCUAUAUAUAUAUUAUAUAUACAUGCUCGUAGUCAUACAUACAAAAUCUCCCCUUUCCCCCCAAAACAACCUAAUUCACUGAAAAUAUGGCGGUACAAAGCUCCGAGAUAGUGUUCUUCGACGUCGAGACAACCAUCCCGACCCGAACCGGGCAGGGCUACGCCCUGUUGGAAUUCGGAGCCAUUACCGUUUGUCCCAUGAGGAUGGUGGAGCUCCGGAGCUACUCCACCCUUAUCCGACCCGCCGACCUCUCGCUCAUCACCUCUCUCUCCGUCCGCUGCAAUGGCAUCACCAAGGACACCGUCGUCCCUGCUCCGAGUUUCGCUGAUGUCGCAGAUCAAGUGUACGACCUGCUUCACGUGCAUAUUUUUUUGGGACGGAGGGAGUAUAAGUUUUCCAUGAUGUAUACACCAGGGAGAAUAUGGGCUGGCCACAACAUAUUGCGUUUUGAUUGUCCUCGUAUACUAGAAGCGUUUUCCGAUAUUAACAGGCCAGCUCCAGAGCCUAAAGGAGCUAUCGAUACGCUACAACUGCUAACACAAAAGUUUGGAAGAAGAGCUGGUGAUAUGAAGAUGGCAACUCUAGCAUCAUAUUUUGGGCUUGGAAAGCAAACACAUAGGAGUCUGGAUGAUGUACGCAUGAAUCUUGAAGUCCUCAAGUACUGUGCAACAGUCCUGUUUUUGGAAUCCACCAUUCCAGACAUAUUAAUUGAGAACAGCGAGGUUUCUCCCAUUGCAACCCCAAGAAGACGAACUAAUGGAAAAGAUUCCACACAGCAGAUUGGGAAGGAUGAAAUUAUCGAAUCACCUAGCGACAGGUUGGCAUGUCCAUCAACAUCGUCGCUAUCUCCAAUGAAGAUUGAAUUUCCACCAACGUUAUAUCCAUCUUCAGUAGAUAUGCUUAAGGCACGUAGGGUUGGUGAAGCGAAUGUGUCAGCUGAACCCAAUGCAGCCAGUGCUGGCCCAUUUGACUUGGGUGGUAUGCGUGCUGGAAUGGAAGAGCCUCUUCCUGAGGACAGUAUGGAAGAAGAAGAUAAAGCUGCUAUACCAUCUCAAGAGUCUUCAACUUCAGUAGUGGAUGGAUGUUUCGACAGCUUUAAUGACUUCUUGGAGCCUGAUGGUGUUUCAAUACCAUCAAUAUCUGUUACUCUUGCAUCCUUUUAUCCUGGAACUCAUAGAAUACAAAUAUUACACCAAAACUUCCCAUUGCAACUGAAAUGUGCCAGCUUGAAAGUUCGUUUUGGGAUCAGCACGAAGUUUGUUGAUCAUGCUGGUCGGCCACGUUUGAAUUUUGUUGUGGAUGCAUCACCAAAUUUGUGCAAUAUUCUAGAUGGAGCUGAUAGGCUAGCGCAGAAGCUGUCCACUGAUUCUGGCAGCUCCUCCGAGUGGCAUCAUGUAGUAGGUAGGAAGCAAGGGUUCUUCAACUCUCCCACUGUCCGAUUGCACCUACCCACUUUAGCAGACGGUGAAAUCAACCGAUGGACAACAGAGAUAUACCAGAAGGAGAGUUCAACCACACACAAGCUUGUGUUUAGUAGAUACGACGUUGCUGAACUGAAUUCGUUGUUCACUCCGGGGCAUGUUGUUGAUGCCUAUUUCGCUUUGGUUGCCUAUGAUUUUCAGCAAAAUGCCGGCAUCCGAUUAGUGGCAAAGAAACUGAUUGUUCAUCCAAGUUCAUGAUAAUUGCAAGUUUAAUAGCGCCCUAACUGCUGGAUAGGUUACCCUUUGGAUAGUCAUAUAAGAAUUCAGUACUUAUGUUGUAAAUGAAGUCAUUUCGUAUUUAUUCAUUUCUCUUAGAAAGUUAUUUCUUUGUAA
Molecule: messenger RNA, 1920 nt
Organism: Salvia splendens (bonfire salvia)
Lineage: Eukaryota; Viridiplantae; Streptophyta; Magnoliopsida; Lamiales; Lamiaceae
Product: protein NEN1
Exons: 6
Coding region: 193-1785 (530 amino acids)
Molecular function (GO): nucleic acid binding; 3'-5' exonuclease activity
Source: RefSeq, a predicted model, not a curated record